Molecule: messenger RNA, 1725 nt
Organism: Punctularia strigosozonata HHB-11173 SS5
Lineage: Eukaryota; Fungi; Basidiomycota; Agaricomycetes; Corticiales; Punctulariaceae
Product: acid protease
Exons: 6
Coding region: 95-1594 (499 amino acids)
Biological process (GO): proteolysis
Molecular function (GO): aspartic-type endopeptidase activity
Source: RefSeq, a predicted model, not a curated record
CUCUUUCUCAGGUACCGGUCUACCUGCUCUCCCUUUCCCUUCAUAAGCUCCGCGUCUCACUCUUUCUUCCACUUCCUCCGGGACCGACGCCAACAUGAAGCAUACGACUGCUGCGUCUCUGCUCGCAUUGGCCUCCUUCCAAUUGGCGCAGGCGUCGCCAUUUCACCCUUCUUCUUUGAGCACAGCCACCACCAUCCCUGUUGUGCGCCGGCGCGCAAGCACGAGAGCGCUCACGCCCGACCAGAUUGGCGCUGCCGGCGACCGCCUGAGGGCAAAGUACGGACGGCCUACGGUAGUGAGCAAGCGGAAGCGCGCGGGGCAGACAGUCGGGGUCAGCAUCACGAACGAGGGACACGACGCCAGCUACGUAGCACAGGUCAGCGUUGGCACGCCCGCGAAGGACUUCCUCGUCGUCCUCGACACCGGCUCAUCCGACUUUUGGCUCGCCUCGACGGGUUGCCAAGCAUGCGUCUCGACCGCGGCACAGUACGACUCGUCGCAGAGUAGCAGCUUCAAAGCCUCUUCAGGGUUCAACUCGCAAGUGCAGAUCCCAUACGGCUCCGGCGCGGUGCAGGGAGACUUGGGCUCUGAGAAUGUCAACCUCGGCGGGUUCAGCGUUGCGGGUCAGACGUUCCUCGUGGUGGACCAGAUCACAAACAACUUCUUCUCGGGCGAAACGGACGUGAGCGGGAUCAUGGGCCUCGCGUUCCAGAGCAUCGCGGCGACCAAGGCGACACCGUUCUGGCAAACCCUUGUAUCGAACAACCAGCUGGACCAGCCGAUGAUGUCGUUCUGGCUCCAGCGCGCGUCUGGGUCGAGCAGCAACGACCAGCCGGGUGGAGUCUUGACGUUUGGCGGAGUGAACACCACGCUCUUUUCUGGUGACAUCGAGUACAACAACCAGCCCAGCGAUGAGACGGCAUCUUUCUGGCUUUUGGACUUGCAGAAGGUCACUGUGACCGGGAAGGAGGUGCAGCUCUCUGGAGGCAACAACGCGCUGUCUGCCAUCGACACCGGGACGACGCUGAUCGGCGGGCCAUCCACGGACGUGGCCAACUUCUGGGCUACCGUCCCCGGAUCGGAGGCCCUUACAGGAAGCAACCAGGGCUUCUGGUCGUACCCGUGCAGCAUGCAGUUGAAUGCCACCCUGAACUUCGGCGGCCGUGACUGGCCGAUUAGUGACGAAGAUAUGCAAUUCCAGCAGCUUGACCGACAGGGUACCCUCUGCGCCGGAGCCAUCUUCGAUCUGGAUGCGAAUACCGAUAUCCCAGUGGGCAGUGGGACGCCUGCGUGGAUUGUUGGCGAUACCUUCCUCAAAAACGUAUACACUGUCUUCCGUGCCUCGAACCCGCCAGCUGUAGGCUUCGCCGAGCUCUCCACGGCCGCAGGAGGGACAGGCACAUCACCCGGUACGCAACCGCCAUCAGUAUCUGCAUCUGUCCCUGCCGCCACCGCGAGUAGUGCGACAAGUUCCACGCCCAGUUCUGGAAGCAGUGGAAGCACAACAAGCGGGGCGACGACUACUCGUGCGUCGACGGGCCUUAUGGCGUCUGCUUUGCUCGUGCUUGCGAGCUGUAUGUUUGUCAUGAGCUGAUCCCUGGAGUAAUGUAUCUGGACCAGUUCUGACUUUUGCUCUCGUUGCUUAUCUGUAUCAUAACAUAUCUGUGGACUCUGUCGUUAGAAUUUUCAUGCUUCAUCUUCAACAAUCGCUGCCGCCACAGCAGC